CAUAGUUUAUAUACCAAUCUAUUUUAAUAUACAUAUAUAUAUAAAACAAUGGUGAACUCUGAAACCCCUCAACGUACUCGUAGCUCUUCUCUUACUCAAGUUAAACCAAAGGUCCUUCGUCCUUUCAACACAGCUGAAGUUAAAAUCCUUUUGUUAGAAAACGUCAAUGAAACUGCUGUCAAAUCUUUCCAAAAACAAGGAUAUCAGGUGGAAACUUAUACCAAAGCUUUAGUAGGCGAAGAAUUGAUCGAAAAAAUCCGUGAUGUCCAUGUUAUUGGUAUUCGUUCAAAAACCAAAUUGACCAAACAAGUAUUGGAUGAAGCCAAGAAUCUUUUAGCUAUUGGUUGUUUCUGCAUUGGUACUAAUCAAGUCGAUCUUCAUCAUGCUGCUUCCAAAGGUAUCGCUGUUUUCAAUUCACCCUUUAGUAAUUCAAGGUCUGUAGCUGAACUUGUUAUUGGUGAAAUCAUUUCUUUGGCUAGACAAUUGGGUGAUCGCAACACUGAAAUGCAUCAAGGUGUAUGGAAUAAGGUAUCAAAGAACUGUUUUGAAAUCCGUGGCAAGGUUUUGGGUAUUGUUGGUUAUGGUCAUAUUGGUGCUCAACUCUCGGUAUUGGCUGAAGCAAUGGGUUUAACUGUCUACUUUUAUGAUGUUUUACAAAUCAUGCCUUUGGGUCAAGCAAAACAAAUGGAAACCUUGGAAGAAUUAUUAUCUAUAUCUGAUUUUGUAUCCUUACAUGUUCCUGAAUUGGAAGAAACAAAGAAUAUGAUUGGCGAACGUGAAAUCAUGGAUUACAUGAAAAAGGGUGCUUAUCUCUUAAAUAAUGCUCGUGGUACAGUGGUCCAAAUUCCUGCUUUGGUCAAAGGUCUUCAAUCUGGUCAUCUCUCUGGUGCUGCUAUUGAUGUCUAUCCUAAGGAACCUGCCUCUAAUGGUCCUCACUUUACUGAUUAUCCUGAUUUGUUGAAUUGUCCCAAUUUGAUCAUGACUCCUCAUAUUGGUGGUUCUACUGAAGAAGCUCAACGUAUGAUUGGUAUCGAAGUCUCCUCCGCUCUUAUCAAAUUUAUCAAUGAAGGUGCAUCCAUUGGCGCUGUCAACUUUCCAGAAAUUGACCUAAGAGCUAUUCGAGAAGAUGACAAGCAUACCGUACGCGUUCUCUAUACACAUCAAAAUAUUCCUGGUGUCCUCAAGGAAAUCAAUGAAGUCUUUGCCGAUCACAACGUAGAAAAACAGUACUCGGAUUCAAAAGGGGAUAUUGCUUAUGUUAUGGCCGACAUUGCCAACGUCUCUGAAGAACAUAUUUUGAAGCUUUACAAUGCUAUCGUCGCUACUCGUGCUAAUAUUCAAACUCGUCUUCUCUACUAGGUCUCUUUCUUCCUAGGCAUUUGUUAGUAUAGUUUUUAUUAUAUUUAUCAUUACUUGAUCACCUUUUUUUUUUUUUGUCAUUAGUUUAUCUU
Molecule: messenger RNA, 1451 nt
Organism: Halteromyces radiatus
Lineage: Eukaryota; Fungi; Mucoromycota; Mucoromycetes; Mucorales; Cunninghamellaceae
Exons: 2
Coding region: 49-1359 (436 amino acids)
Molecular function (GO): oxidoreductase activity, acting on the CH-OH group of donors, NAD or NADP as acceptor; NAD binding
Source: RefSeq, a predicted model, not a curated record